AUGGUCUUUGUUUAUUACUUGAUCUUGACUGUGGGUUCUCAAUGUAAAAACAAUUUCAGACAGCAUAGAUGGGAUUGUAUUACAAAAACAAUUUUGAUUUGCUGUGUUCUUACAAGCAUUGAGUAUUUGGGGGCUGGUUUAUAUAUUGUUAUUGCCAAAGAUAAUGGAUUUAGUCAUCAAAACUGGUUAGCAUACUUUGUUAGAGGACUAAUUUGGAUCACCCUUACGGUGUCUGUGCCAGUACAAGGAUUAAAGUGGAUUGAUGUUCUGAAAUCUGCAUGGUGGAUUCUGUAUUUUCUGUUGAUUUCAGCGGUAAAUAUUGAAGAUUUAUUCAAAUCACACGACAUCCAAAUCCUGGAAAUUACACCCUGGAUUGUGAAUUUGUUGCUUUUCUUGUAUGGUUUAAGGUUUCUGUAUGGGGUAGUAUUUCAUCCAAACUCAGCCAAUAGUUUGUUAGAACCUCUGAUUCAUGAAGUGUUUGAUAAAAGCCAGAUGAAUGUUGGGGAAGUUAGUUUUUUAAGUAGAUUGUCAUUUUCUUGGAUAAAUUCUCUACUUCGAUUAGGUUAUCGAAAAUCUUUAGUUCUUGAAGAUAUUCCUUGUUUGGGAUCUGAGGACGAAGCAGUUUUGGCUUACGAGAAAUUCAAUCAUGAAUGGGAUUCACUUACAGGGAAAGGCUCGGAUAGUUCGGAUAACUUUGUUUCUUGGGCUAUUGCGCGAAUUUAUUGGAAAGAUAUGGUAUUUGCUGGAAUCUGUGCAUUGAUUAGGACAAUUGCUGUUAUAGUUGCUCCAUUGUUGCUAUAUGCUUUUGUAAAUUAUUCGAAUAGUGAAACAAAAAAUCUCUACAAGGGUAUUUUGUUGGUGGGGUACUUGGUUGUGGCUAAGGUGUUUGAGUCUCUAUCUUAUAGACAUUUCUUUUUCUCCUCAAGAAGGAUUGGUAUGAGAAUGAGAUCAGCUCUGAUGGUGGCAGUAUACAAAAAGCAGCUCAAGCUUUCGAGUAUUGGGAGAGUAAGGCACUCGACCGGUGAGAUAGUGAAUUAUAUAGCUGUUGAUGCAUAUCGAAUGGGAGAAUUCCCGAUGUGGUUUCAUAUGGGAUGGAGUUUUGUACUCCAAAUUUUUCUUGGGGUUGCUGUACUUUUUGUGGUCGUGGGAUUUGGAGUGCUUCCCGGUUUAGUCCCUUUCCUCGUAAGCGGGCUUCUUAACGUUCCGUUUGCUAAGUUACUUCAAAAGUGUCAAACUGAAUUCAUGAUUGCUCAAGAUAAGCGACUAAGAUCAAUGUCCGAAAUUCUAAACAAUAUGAAGAUAAUUAAGUUGCAAUCAUGGGAAGAGAAGUUCAAAACCUUGCUAGAGUCAUUUAGAGGGCUUGAAUUUAAAUGGUUAGGAGAAUCUCAGUAUAAAAAGACCUAUAACACUGUGUUAUAUUGGAUGGCUCCAACUAUAGUUUCUUCUGUCAUCUUUUUCGGAUGUGUACUUUUCAGAAGCGCUCCAUUUGACGCUAGUACCAUUUUCACAGUGUUGGCAGCAUUAAGGACCAUGUCGGAACCUGUCAGGGUUAUACCCGAGGCUCUUUCCAUUUUGAUCCAGGUUAAUGUAUCUCUCAAAAGGAUAAAUUUGUUUCUACUUGAAGAUGAACUCGAAGAAGUGGAUUUGUCAGGGCGUUCUUCAGGAGAUUUAAGCCACAGUAUUUGGAUACAACAGGGUGAGUUUAGUUGGGAUACAGAGUCAGCAACUCCAACCUUAAGAAAUAUAACCUUGGAAGUAAGACCGGGGCGGAAGAUUGCAGUUUGCGGGCCAGUUGGUGCUGGAAAGUCAUCACUUUUGUCUGCUAUACUUGGCGAAAUCCCAAAGAGAUCUGGAAUUGUGAAUGUCUUUGGAUCCGUUGCUUAUGUUUCACAAGCUUCUUGGAUCCAGAGUGGGACCAUUCGUGACAACAUUCUCUUUGGAAAGCCAAUGGAUAAGACCAAAUACGAAGAAGCCAUUCGAGUUUCUGCUUUAGACAAAGAUAUUGAUAGUUUUGACUAUGGUGAUCUUACAGAGAUAGGUCAGAGAGGCCUCAAUUUGAGUGGAGGACAGAAGCAGAGAGUUCAACUUGCUCGGGCUGUCUACAAUGAUGCGGAUAUCUAUCUUCUUGAUGACCCUUUUAGUGCAGUCGAUGCUCAUACAGCCACAACUCUAUUUAACGAAUGCGUCAUGACUGCAUUAAAGAAGAAGACGGUUGUUCUUGUGACUCAUCAAGUCGAGUUUCUCGCAGAGGUCGAUAUCAUUCUGGUUAUGGAAGAUGGACAAGUUAUCCAAUCAGGAAACUAUAAGGAGCUUCUGAUGGCUGGAUCGACGUUUGAAAAACUUGUGCAUGCUCAUAAAAAUGCAAUGUCAAUGCUUGAUACGUCAUCUAGUGCGAACAAACAAGAGUCUCAGGCGGUGCAAACCAAUAAGUCUUUCAUUUGUAAAGAAGAGAGAGAAGGGGAGAUUUCCACUAAUCUCGGGGUACAAUUGACAGAGGAGGAAGAGAAGGAAAUUGGUGAUGUUGGGUGGAAGACUUUCUUUGAUUAUGUUUCCAUUGCCAAGGGAUUGAACUUUUUAUGUUUGACUACAAUCAGUCAGACAGGUUUUAUAGUUCUUCAAGCUGCAGCUAGUUUCUGGCUAGCAUUUGCUAUUCAAAUCCCUAAGAUAAGCAGCGUUGUCGUUGUUGGCAUUUACACUCUAACUUCAUUUCUUAGUGCUGUCUUCGUAUAUUUGAGAUCUCUAUUUGUAGUUCAUUUAGGACUAAAAGCUUCUCAAGCCUUUUUCUCUGGUUUUACCAAUUCGAUUUUCAAUGCUCCCAUGCUCUUCUUCGACUCCACCCCAGUUGGAAGAAUUUUAACCCGAGCUUCAUCAGAUUUGAGUGUACUAGAUUUUGACAUUCCUUUUGCCUUCGUUUUCGUGCUGGCUUCUGUACUUGAGCUGCUAUCAACAAUUGGCAUUAUGGCCUCAGUCACCUGGCAGGUUCUGUUUGUGGGCAUAUUUGCCACAGUAGCUUCAAAAUAUGUCCAGGGAUACUAUCAACCCUCCGCUAGGGAGCUAAUGAGAAUCAAUGGAACCACAAAAGCUCCGGUCAUGAAUUAUGCAUCCGAGACAGCACUAGGAGUUGCCACAAUAAGAGCAUUUACAAUGGUAGACAAGUUCUCUGAGAACUACCAAAAGCUCGUAGACACAGAUGCAAAAGUUUUCUUUUUUUCGAAUGCCGCCCAGGAAUGGUUAGUUUUGAGAACAGAAACACUUCAAAAUCUUACCCUAUUCACGGCUGCAUGUCUCUUAGUUUUGACCCCGAAGGGUUAUAUUGCUCCAGGACUUGUGGGACUAUCUCUUUCGUAUGCUUUUGCGCUGACUGGCACUCAGGUGUUUCUAACUCGAUGGUAUAGCAGCUUAUCUAAUUAUAUCGUUUCAAUAGAAAGAAUCAAACAGUUUAUGCAUAUUCCUCCCGAGCCUCCAGCAAUCGUGGAUGACAAGAGGCCACCAACUUCAUGGCCCUCAAAGGGGAGGAUAGAUAUGGUGGAUCUGAAGAUUCGGUAUCGGCCUAAUGCUCCGAUAGUGCUCAAAGGGAUCACUUGCACUUUCAGUGAAGGGACUAGAGUAGGAGUCGUUGGAAGAACGGGAAGUGGGAAAACAACUCUGAUCAGUGCGUUGUUUCGUCUGGUUGAGCCUUAUAGCGGACAGAUUAUUAUAGAUGGGAUUGACAUUUGCUCCAUAGGUCUAAGAGAUUUAAGGUUAAAACUCAGUAUCAUCCCUCAGGAGCCAACUCUUUUCAAGGGAAGCAUUCGGACAAAUUUGGAUCCUUUAGGACUUCACUCUGAUGACGAGAUAUGGAAGGCUCUAGAAAAAUGCCAGCUUAAGGACACCAUCAUUCGGCUACCAAACUUGCUUGACUCUUCUGUGAGCGAUGAAGGCGAGAACUGGAGCAUGGGGCAACGCCAGCUUUUCUGUCUUGGUCGAGUCCUUCUCAGACGAAACAGAAUUCUAGUUCUCGAUGAGGCAACUGCAUCAAUAGACUCUGCAACAGAUGCCAUUUUACAGAAAAUUAUAAGAGAAGAAUUUGCCAACUGCACAGUCAUAACUGUGGCACACAGAGUUCCAACAGUCAUAGACAGUGACAUGGUCAUGCUCCUCUCUUUUGGGAAGUUGGUGGAAUAUGAUGAGCCUUCAAAGCUUAUGGAGAUCAAUUCAUCUUUCUCUAAGCUUGUAGCUGAAUAUUGGUCCAGCUGCAGGAUGGAAUCCCCGCCCGAUAUCAUAAUAGAAAAUGAUGUAGCGGAAGCAUAA
Molecule: messenger RNA, 4290 nt
Organism: Fraxinus pennsylvanica
Lineage: Eukaryota; Viridiplantae; Streptophyta; Magnoliopsida; Lamiales; Oleaceae
Source: the annotation of a GenBank genome assembly